Messenger RNA from Pomacea canaliculata, 2387 nucleotides. RefSeq lists its product as uncharacterized. The coding region runs from base 1755 to 2387 and encodes 210 amino acids. The transcript has 3 exons. Lineage: Eukaryota; Metazoa; Mollusca; Gastropoda; Architaenioglossa; Ampullariidae. The record is from RefSeq and is a predicted model, not a curated record.
UUUUCAUGAACUGUUGGAUUAGAAUUUUUAUUUUUAAAGUUUAUCUUCUAUAUAAUUAGCAAGUGUUUUAAAAGCUUCACCAGGUGUUGUUGCAGCCAUACGCACCUGGAGUAACAAGGAAUAAACAAACAAUUUUGAUGCCUCAGUGAAUAGUCCCAAUGUCCAGCAUUUGUCAGGAUUAAUAAACACAUUUCUUCCACAGUUUUAUUUAUAACUAAUGUGCUCAUGGAUGACCUCCUGAUAAGUGGUGUACUUCAGAUGCAUGGCGCUUUCUGUUCUCGACCCUUACCCUUCCUACCCGGAGUCUUAUUCGUUGUUCAUUUAUGUGUUCACAUUUUAUUACACGCUUUGUUCUCACUUAACAUCGUUCUGCGGUUGGAGUUCACAUUAUGAAAAAACGUGUUUUGAACUCUCAACAACACUCCAUAAAAAUGAAUACACUUGUAGUUACUUAUAAUAAUAAUUAUUAUUACGUGCAGCAAACGGUGUCACACGUUCCCAUGCACAAUACACCUUCACGCACGUGACGUUUCAGCAUUUUGCUGUGUACACACAUGACGUAGAAAUCCGUAAAAGAACUCGGAACACGGAGCCAGGCUCGAAUACACGCGCAAGCCCACACAUCAGCGUUUGGAGCUCCAGAGCGCGCAUGGUCGGACCCCAUCAUCCAACUUCCCGGUCGGAGGUCACAGUGCAUGCGUCUAGGCGGCUAGCUGGAGGUCGCGGGCAUGACGUGCCAGCACGUGCGGACUGUCCGCCAGCGUCAGACGACGUGCACGCCACCCCAAGGGAGUCGUACGUGCCGCGCGGACUGCCUGCAGGCGCACAGUAGGUGUGACAAUAACGCGUGCUGCAGUCUCCUGGCGCGUGCAGCUGCUGACAUGUUGUCGCUCGUGAAGUGACGGCACGCGCCAUGUCGCACGCUCUUGCCCGGCGUCAGCAGCAGCUGCUGCAGCAAUGUCAAUGUUGUCGCUGUGGCUCGUUGCAGUGCGGGGCCGACGUUUGCAUCUGUACGGCAGUAAAGACGCGGGAGUUGUGGGCGACGGACCGUGGGGUCGAUAACUACAGCAAAGCCUGCUGCACGGCAAAGCCCCCGACGACACGACACGGCGUGCUGCACGCUGGGAGGCGGGGCCCCUCGCUCCCCUCCGCACGGGCCCACGUCUGCGUGUGAAGCAAAGUUUGUCUGACAGUCCAACGCUUCGAGCUGAGCGGCCGGCACCCCUUCAGUCCCAGUGUAUCCACCCUCACAUACUCCUGCAGCCCGUACUUCGUCAACAACAACAACACUAAGGUCAGAGGUCAGAGCGUUCCAGGCUUUCCGUUAAUCCCUGUGUAAUAACCCCGCCGACUGCUUGCACCUAGGGACACACCCUAGUGGGAAUUCAUUUCUGUAGUGCUUCCGCGAUUACCUGCCGCCAUUGAGCCUCGCGACACCUGGCCGAAUGAAGGAGUGGAAAGGUCGUGUGUGUGUGUCUCUCUCGUGAUCGAUGACAGCAGCGUCGUCAGUCGCGCGGGGUUUCCACGAUGACGACACAAACUUCAGUCUUUGACAAGAGAGUUGUUGCUAGCUAGACCUACCCUAGCACGUGCAGGCGGGUGGCACCCAGACUACGCCUAGAACCGUCGGGUGCACUUGCUGCAGAGCACGACACGGGACACACUGUACCCGGGUAGCAGAGCGACGAUGACAAGGUGAAGUCUCGAAACGAGAGCAGCGCUGGGUGUGGAGUAAACAGACACUAACUUCAAACAUGAUGGGAGUACCCCUGUUACGGUACCCGAAAACUGAUCGCACAGAGUCCAGCUACAGAGCCGUACCGUUAACUCGUGUGGUGCUGCUUGGUCAGUUUGGAUUCUGUCAUAACAACAGUAUGGACAGCCAGUGUCCUUUCAUGGAGGAAGGUGUUUAUAAUGGCUACCCCAGCUGCGUAGUGCCGUCUGCCUGGCCAACCCUCAAAGACCAGCAGACGACUGGUGGUCAGCAAGACAUGGAGCCGGACGGGGCGAAGGGCAGAACCAAGGUGCAGCUUCACCCGAUGGUGGGAGGGCCGUACCCACUGCGGGACGACCCCAUCAUCACGGCGCGCGUGCUGUCGUGCUGCAUGUGCGGCAUCCUGCUGACCGUGCUACUGCUGUACUUGCUCUUCCAGUACGUGCGGCAGCAAACCAAGCUGUUGGUGCCCACGUCGACGUCGGCAACCUGGACUUCCACAACGCCAUCUACACGCAGCGCGUGGCGGAAAUCAUCCGCUCGGCGGCCAGCGCGCCGGACAUGCGCACUGCGGCACUCGGGGUCACGCCCUUUCUACUGGCUCAUCAUCAGGCGCUGUCACGGGGAAGCAGCCCGGACUCGAGCGACACCAAGGGGAGAUGGUCGCACGUGA